AUGGGGCUUGGGUUAUUCCACACAGUUCUCUCUUUUUGCUUCAUACCAUUUUAUUAUCAUUCUUAUCACUUUGAGUUUUCUCAGUCAGCAUGGCCUUUGAAGACCCGCUUAUCUUUCUAUGUUCUCUUCAUUUGGCUCAUGAUCAUUAAGGACAUGUAUGGUUCUCUUUUCCAAGUGAGCCACCAAUACAUUUACUCUAUUCUCGUUUUAAUGAUCUAA
This is a messenger RNA of Phytomonas sp. EM1, 219 nucleotides long. Lineage: Eukaryota; Euglenozoa; Kinetoplastea; Trypanosomatida; Trypanosomatidae. The record is from the annotation of a GenBank genome assembly.